Schizophyllum commune H4-8 is the source of this 1552-nucleotide messenger RNA. RefSeq lists its product as uncharacterized. Bases 86 to 1324 code for a protein of 412 amino acids. NCBI's taxonomy places the organism in Eukaryota, Fungi, Basidiomycota, Agaricomycetes, Agaricales, Schizophyllaceae. The transcript has 4 exons. The record is from RefSeq and is a predicted model, not a curated record.
GUUCUUGUCCCCAACCGUCGUAGUCGUUCAGACCAGAAGAGAUAUCGCGCAUUUCCAAAGUCUCGGUGUUUUCUGGUCGUGAACGAUGAUCCUCCCAGACACCUGCGACGACUAUCUGUGCUCGUGUCUCACGCCCCUCGAGCUCGUUCGCUACUCGCGGACCUGCAAAGAUGCCUACAGGGCCGUGAAGUCCCACUUCCAAAGAGCGUACAAUCUCAAGCGCACCCUGUCGCGCUUCAUGUCCGCCGACGAAGUUGACCGCUUCCAGCUGCUGCAAAGCGAGACAGGGACAGUCAUAUCCGGAUCUGUCGCCCUCCAGUUCAUGGGGAGAUAUGAGUUUACCUCGUCUGACCUCGACAUAUACACGGAGCAUCGCUACGCGAGGCGCAUCGGCGACUUCCUGAUGUCUCUUGGGUACCAGUAUAAGCCGCGCCACACACAAUCGCCCUCGUUCACCGUCGAAGUCGCGCGCGAUGAGUUGAUCCCUGGCGUCUUGGCUGGCUUCGCUGGUGCGGGAAUCUAUGGCUCGAAUGCCAUGUGCGGCGCAUACAACUUUGUCAAGCCCAACUAUCCGGACGAUAUGAUCCAGCUCAUCACAGCGCGCUUCGGGGUCAUGGACCUCAUUCUUGAUUUCCAUUGCACUGCCGUCAUGAACGUGAUCACGCAUCGGAACGCGUAUGCGCUGUUCCCGUACGAGACUUAUCAUGCAAAGCGCGCGCUGGUCGCGCGCAAGACCCCUGCUCGUCGCGAAGAAGCAGCACUCGCUAAAUAUCAGACGCGCGGCUGGAAGAUACGCAAAUCUGUGUACGACGCAGAGGCCGACGACCCGAAAAGGGAGUUCGGGCAGGCCACUCGUCGCGUCGGCGACAAGAUGACAUGGGUCGUGCCGCUUAAUCAACGAGGCGAGCACAGCGCGUUAGCCAUCGACACCGUUGUGGGGAAUUCGUGGACCUUGAUGUACCACGAUCAUUCUUCCGAUCUAUAUGGGCGCCCCACGCAAGGGUACGCGAAGAUGAUGCGGCACACUGUCCCGACUGGGCAGGAGCGUUGGCGGCAGAUUUACACAUUCGCGACGUCUGCGCACCAUACGGUCUUCAUGGCUUAUUUGCGACACAUUCAGCCUGAUGAGUCGAAACAGAACGACGCCGACGUCGUGCGCGCAGUGGAGAUGUCUUAUGUGCGACUCAUCAGGUCCGACAGCGAAGUCAUGGAUGACUAUGGGACCAUUGCACAGGUGCAGGCAGACUAUGAGGAAAGGCUGUUUCGCAGCUACGCAGGCGAGGAGGUUACCAAUGCGUCUGAUAGUGAUGAUUCUUCCAACUGAGAUUUGGGUAUGGUAUGAUUGUACGGCACAGCUUGAAUUAGACUGUAUGAUAAACUUGAGAGAUACUGAAUGUAUAGCAUGGACCAUCUUACUCUUCAGAUAACGGUAGCGUGAGGUAGCAUACGCUCCCCAUAUUACUCUUUGGUUGCUAGACAUUAGUAGCUGGAUGUGUAUACCCAGCGAAAGCGGAGGCGAAGAGAAAAGCAGAUCAGCGUCGGUAACUUCGAC